Molecule: messenger RNA, 4503 nt
Organism: Asterias rubens (European starfish)
Lineage: Eukaryota; Metazoa; Echinodermata; Asteroidea; Forcipulatida; Asteriidae
Product: carbohydrate sulfotransferase 14-like
Exons: 2
Coding region: 424-1743 (439 amino acids)
Biological process (GO): carbohydrate biosynthetic process
Cellular component (GO): membrane
Molecular function (GO): sulfotransferase activity
Source: RefSeq, a predicted model, not a curated record
GGGUGCGCAUGACUCGACACGCAUUUUAUAGGGCACAGUUGACGUUCAGUGUAGUGGAACGCCCUGCAUUGACACAGUGUUCAGUUCCCUUGCUAUUGUCAACCCUCAUUACUACGGUGGAAUCUUCACGGGCACCAGUGUAAUUUAGUGUGAACUACAAACCAGACGACGAAGCCUUCAUUGUCUACAGCUGCGGUACAUUGUGCUUGUCGAUGAAGGCAACUAUAAAACUUAACUCCGCAAAGACAUGUGUUGAACACUCUACGGACCGAAGUUCAACUUGAAAUUACUGUAAAAGGAUACCAAAAUGGCAUCAGCACGAUAGUAUGAGAUUUUUUCCUUGGUGAUAGUGCGGAGGAAUUUUGUGUUGGACUUGCACCUGCCAGACCAAUUUUUCUGGCCCUGGCAAAGUUUUCCUCCGGCAUGUCGAACAAAACUCUCCGGAAUACGCUGACUUGGUUCACUUUUGUCGUCGCUUCUGCCGUUGUGUUUGUCUUAGGAAUUUUUCAAGGAUGGAACCCCGACAGGCGGACAACGUAUUACGUUUACGACGGUUACGAUGCUGCGCCACCCACCACACCGCCCGUCCUGCUCGUCCGCCGCCGGGGAGGGGCGACGAGGGAGAACGGCGGUGGCGCUCGGCCGUUGCCGGUGGGCGGUAACAAAGUUCGUGAGCUUCACUCCAAAUCGCUAGAUCCCGGGUUCGCAUCCAGUGAUGGCGGGCCUUCUGAAUUCCGCAGUGAUUACGUAUUCAAUGAGACACGUGGACUUUCACCCCCAGGAUCCAUAAAUACCAGCGCGGGAAUUAUACGAGAGUUAAGCAAAAAAGUAAGAAAAUCAAAGAUCACCAGGUCCAUUCGGAAUCACACCUUGCAGUCCAUAUGCCGUGCCGAGGAAGUGAACGACGUGAGCAUGCUGGACCGCGGCCAGCGGGACCUACUGGCGCGUCAGAUCAUUGUGGACGACAAACGCAAGUUCCUUUACUGCUACGUGCCGAAGGUGGCGUGCUCUAACUGGAAGCGCGUCAUCAAGUUCAUGCAGGGUACCAUCGACGACAUUGGUACCAGGCUGAAGAUGGACCACAAGAACGGACUGGUGUUUUUGGACAGCUUUUCCGAGAAGGAGAUCAACUAUAGAAUUAAGAAUUACUACAAAUUCAUGUUCGUCCGCAAUCCAAUGGAGAGACUGUUAUCGGCGUACAGGAACAAAUUUGGAGAGGUGGCGCUCAGCCAAUACAAAGACAGAUACGCUCCUAGAAUUAUACACCGCUACAGGGGGGAAUGGGAUGGGAAAAGCAACAAUAUUACCUUAGAGGAGUUUAUAAGAUUUGUUAUUGAUUCCCGGACUAGGACCAUGGACCAGCAUUGGAAGCCCAUGCAUCUACUAUGUCAUCCAUGUGCCAUGCAGUAUGACUUUGUGGGCUCCUUUGAGCAGCUGAACGCAGAUGCGGACUUCGUGCUGGACAAGAUCAAGGGGGACACCGGAGCGUACUUCCCGCGUCGGCAGGACUGGUACAACCCGACAACCGAGGAGAAGAUGCAGAACCUCAUCAAGGACGUCGACCCCGUGUACAUUCAACAGUUCGUGGACAAGUUCAUAUUGGACUUCAUUACGUUUGGCUAUGCGCCUCCGAAGCAGUACUACUUAAAACAUAAUCAACCUGAGAACGAGUUUGAGGAGGAGGACCUCAUUGGUAACGAGAUUGAUAAUGAUGUGAUACCUAGAGGAAGCGAUCACUCAUAGCGAGGCAUCCUUUCGGGCCUUGAAUUCCACAAUUGAAAGGGCAAGGCCAUUUCACUUUGCAAAAGGCACUUCCAUUGGAAAAUCUUAAAUUCAAUGGGAAACUUUUGAAGGGACACUAAGGCCAAGACCAGGACAACAGAGGCUAUGACCUGAGUGGCCUGUGUGUAUAUUCCAGGUCUGCCCAAUCCAUUCAUGCGGAACAACAAGGAGGGCCCCUCUGGUCCCGGGAAGUUGUUUGGAAUUGACCAUGAAGCCGACGUGGAAGCACCGGGGCUUGUAGCAACGGUUGACGGGUCACUUCUGUGUCAGCUGUGGGGUUAAUCCACACGGAGCCUUAAUCUGCUGGUGACUUAAAAUAAUGGCGUCGUGUGGAUUAUGAUUGAGCGAUCCCUUCGCCGGUAACAAGUGCUGAACUUGGACGAUUGAAUUGAGACUCCGGAAAUUGGCAGUGUAACAUGUGACGUCACAGUCUUAGAGCCAGGAAUUCCUGCAGGCACGAUUUUGUAAACACACACAAUGGAAGAAAACUUUCAAAUCUUUCAUUUAAGGAGAGUGCACUGUACAAGCAUCAACAUUUUAAAUAAAGAAAGCGGGCACAUCGAUUAUCUAUUGCACAGUUGUGAUUUUAAUAACUUCUUGGAUUUCUGUGGAAAUUAUGAUACAACAUAAGAUAUCCCCAACUGACCACGUAGUAUCUUGCCUGCCAGGAAACGCCAUGGAAUGUACAAAGUCACUCUUUUUGUAAACUAAUGUUGACAUGGUCUAUAGUUUACGAGAGAAAACGGUAGAAUAUCUUCAAAUGGUAACAGAGAAUAUAAAUUCAGCCACUGCUGCCUUGACUUUUAAAAUGGCGUCGAAAGAGAUUUACUUCCAAGGCGUCUCUUGUACCAAAGACGAAGCAAACUGUUUAUUUCUGAUUUUGAUCAGGUGUUGUCCUGGCAGUUGUACCGUUAAAGUUUGAGGUUGAUCAAAUGGCAUAAACAGCGCCCUCUUGCUGCCUUCUAAUGACCCGGGUAACUUUUUUAUACUUCGUUGUAGCAUGGAGUAGUAAGAAUGUGUUGUUUUGUUUUGUUUGAACUUUGAUGAACUUUUGUUUUUGCUUUUUGUAGUUCGGUUUCGAGUUGCAUUUUCUCUUUUAUCGAUGGUACAGAAUGAUUUAGCAGUUAUGCAUUAAGUUGUAACAGUCACGUUGUGUGUUUCAGAAAGAGAUAUAUUUUUGCACCCUGAUAGUGUAUACAACCCUAAUGUGGGCUUGUGUUGAACCAGUCCACAAUGGGCCAUAGUACAACGUGCUGUAAUCUGUAGUAUGGCCCAAACAAGGGUGCAAACUCGUCUCUGGAAUUACACCCUACAAUAUACCCCUAUAGGGGUAUUCCGUACACACAGGGAAUCUUAUUUGGUCGCUAAUGUUCUCAUUUUUUAAAAACGUGUGUUGUCACUUCGACCGUAUAACUAUUCAAGACACAGUUCCAUUAGGCUGUGAAGAUCAGAUGUCGGCCCAAAGGCGAGGGUCAAAAUUGAAGAUUAUCUGAAACCUUAGUUUUGAAGAUCGUAUCAAAGGUUCAACAAGAUCUUUAAGUUUCAAACAGUUGGCAUUAGGUUGUGUGUCUUUCUUAGCCAACAUUUUGUUCUUAGUAUAAAUGGCCAAGUCGAAAACAGUAUUUCCCCUGCGGUAUGUAGGCAGGACUGCAUCCGUCUCUGAAGUAGUUUUAAAGGUUCAAACGGAAGCACAUGAUGGGUUAAUGACCUGCUUUUAGAAUAGAAGAAAGGAGUAAGGGGAACUUAAAGAUCACCCGUGUUAAAAGGGGUGUUUUAUGAUAAGGAGAUUUUUCUCCCAGUAUUAAAGUUACAAAUAUUAUUGUAACGGUUGUCCACUUUUUCGAACAAAAGUUAUCGAGGGGGCUUUCUUUGGCUGUGUACGCUUUGUGCACAGCAACUUUUGAUCCGAAUUUUGAUCUAUCAUCUAGAUAAGGCAAUUGAUUCAGAAUAAUGUUCACGGUUGCUAAUUUAUUCUUUGAGCUCUAACUUUGAUACUAAUACCUCAUGUACUGAAGAAUUUUGCUGUGUGAAACACUAUUAAUCGUGUCAAGGCGUUAAAUGAAAAUGUCAUUAGAAAUCCGUUCUUAUAAGAAGUUUCGAUGUGCCUAACCGAAACUAGCCUGAUUAAACCGUGUGCCUUCAUCAUUCAAAAUGAAAACCUCGUUUGGUUUAUUUUGUCUUGAGAACUCGGCCGACCAAGUCGAUGAACAAUUUCCAUAGUUUGUACUACUUGUACUGUAGCCAUGUGUUUAAUAGUUGAUGAAUGCUAUUCACAUGAGUUGUUAAUUAUUUUGUACUUGGGUAUAAGAUACUUGAAUUUUUCCCAACUGCUAUGGUUCACAUAAAAAAAACCAUACUUCAUAGAGCUGCCGCUAAGCACAAAAACGCAAAUCCAAUAUUUGAGUUAUCAGAUUAAGGUUAUACCAGCUAAAAUCGUAUACUAACUGUACCAACUAUGCCUGGUAUCCUGUUUAUUUUCGCCUUGAAAGUUUUAGAAAAUUGCCACACAAUGUGUUCACAAUAUUUUCUGCUUUAACAGCUGCAUGAAAUUGGAGUAAGCUCGUCCCUUCGUUACUUUCAAGUAUUAUUUCGUGGGUUGGGAUUUCUAUCAUCGACCCCCUUGUUUGAGGUAGUUUAUCAUUCAACGCUUUAAGUAGGUGACCCCCUUCUGUCGACAUGUAUGACUGAUCUAACCCCCUUGGUGAGGGAGGGGUGAUUCAU